Messenger RNA from Pogona vitticeps (central bearded dragon), 3259 nucleotides. The record is from RefSeq and is a predicted model, not a curated record. Lineage: Eukaryota; Metazoa; Chordata; Lepidosauria; Squamata; Agamidae.
AAGAGGAUGUCACCUGUAAGAAUAUGUUCCCACUCCCUUGUGAUGCUGGCCUGGGCAGGGAGGAGGCUGGGGGUGUAAUUGGCGCAGGAACCAACGGACUAGGGUGGUGAUGCGCCUUGAUGACCUCAGAGAUAUGACCCACGAACCGUCCGUGAGCCGAUGGAGCACCCACCGGAGAGUGAGGUCUCCUCCAAUGUGGAACUGAACGAGGUGGAAGACGGAGAAGAAGAGGAAGGGGAAGAAGAGGAGGAGGAGGAGGAGGAGGAGGAAGAAGAAGAACAGGAGGAGGCUCUCCCCGUUGGGAACCUGGGCUUUUUGGAUGGCGGGACAGAGUGGGAGCUGUCGGAGCACGAGCUGGACCAAACCAUUCAGGCCCAGGUGCGCCAACUGCUGGAGGAGCUGGAAGAAGCCCGGGAGACGGCCCUCAAGCAUGAGGAUGAUGCCCUGGAGCUGCAAGGUUUGCUGGAAGACGAGCGACUGGCAAGCGCACAGCAGGCCGAGAUCUUCACCAAGCAGAUCCAGAGGCUUCAAGCUCAGAUGCGCUCUCUGAAGGACGAGUUCGAUUCCGUGAAAGAAGUGAAAGAUGUGGAGCUGGAGCGCCUCGAGCGCCAACUGCAGGAAGCCCACGAGGAGAUCCGUGGCUUGCACCUCGACGCCGAAGAAGCCGCGGCCGUGCACGAGAACGAGAUCGCCGGCCUGCAGGAAGAGCUUUGCCGGCUGAAAGCGGAGCUCGAGCGGGUACAGGUGGACCGCCAGGAGUACGACAUGGAGCUCACCGCUCUGCGGGCGGAGAUCGCGAUGAAGAAGGGACCAGGCACGGGGGACAGCCCACCGUCUCCGGAGAGGCCAGUUAUGCCACCCUCUGAGGAGCAGCUUCCCAGUGCUUCCGAUGAAGUGACCAGGCUCCAAGAGGCGCUCCAGACUCUCAGAGAUCAGUACGACGACCUCAUUGAGGAGUACCAGAUCUUGCAGGAGAGCAACAAGAUCAUGGUCCAUCAGCUGGAGAAACUUGAGGCCUUAAAGUACAAUGAGUCUCCCCCUGACAGAUCCAGAAGCAAGUCGAACGACUCGCCCUUCACGGACUCCGAGCUGGUGGGCAGCGCAGACCGCCGUUUCUCCAUUGGCCGGCGGAACACCCUCCGCUCGGGCGGCAGCAUCACCUUCAAGUCCGUGGAGGUGGUGGGCAUGGCGAGCGAGUACGACGAGGACGAGAGGAUGGAGAGGGUGGAGGAAGGGAGCGAACACGAACUGGAGCACCAGCUGAGGAUGGAGGAAGAGAAGGUGGAGAUGGUGCAGGCUCAGAGCGAACAAACCCAGGACAGCCUGGAUGAGGAGGAGAGCCAGCAGCCUCUCGGCCCCACCGCCGACGGGGGCGCUGGGCCGGAGGAGCGACAGGCGGCAGACUCUGCAAGAGGAAGGGAGAGAAAGGCCAGUGAGUGUGAUGAAGCCCGGCACCACCUGCGAGCACUGGAGAGCAAGUGCCAGCUCAGCCAGACCGAGUGGGAGCGGCUGCACGAGGAGCUGCGUCUGUGCAAGGAGGAGAUCGAGCGGCUCAACGGCACCAUCCCCAUUGGUGGACGGAUUCCAGCCGGCGGGAUGAAGCCCUUUGCCCUGUUCGCAGUGGUGGCGGGGGGCAUGAUCCUGUACCCCUGCCUGAAGAGGGGCACCAGCAGCUGGAUGAAGACUUGAGGGGAAGCCCCCUUCCUGCCUCCCCCACCCCCAGCAAAGAGGACCACACAGGCCACGUCCCCAUUCCCCACCAUCACCAUUCUGCACCUAUGAGAACCGAACACCCUCUCUUCUCUACCCGCCCGAUCGCGGACAUCUGUCCGGAGCCGAAAAGGCCACUGUCUACAGACCUGGCCCUCUUGAUCCUUGAGGAGAGCCAGUGGAUCCCAUUACAGUUGUAUCAGGUUAGACGCUGCCACCCUUCCCUUGUCUUCUUCCGCAGAACCGUUGCGGUUGUUUCCCCCUCCCUCCCUCCCGCCUGCCCUGCUGUUUGCACCGAGCCCGAUGCUGAGAAGGCACGGGGUCGGCUCCGAAUUUGGCGAGGGCAGCCUUUGAGUCUCGCCACCGGGCUUCCCACCUUGACCUGCCCACCGCCCCUCUCCAUCCUUGAGCCGAUCCCCUGUCCCGCUCUUCCACUAGCCCCAAUCCCCCACCCUAUCCCAAACUGGGAGAAUUGGGAGCGAGCGGCUGGCAGAGGGGGACAGAGGCUGGAAGGACCCUUCCCCAAACCAUGAGGAGCAGGCCUUCGUCGCCUCGGCCGGUCCUCUUUCCCCGGGUCCCCUCUUUGGAGCCCUUCCUUGCUGCCCCCCCGCCCCCCUGGAGCCGUCCGAAAAGAGCCAGCGUGAGCAAUAAAGGAUGCCCAGCAGAACAGCCCCCUUGGGUUCCCGACCCCUCCUUGCUGUCCAGGGAUCCUUUCCCUGCGGGAUCUCGGAGGCCGAGCCAAAGAACGAAGCCGGACAUCCGAGAGGAGAGCUAUUCUGCGGGGCCGCGACAGAGCAUGUUCUCCUUAUCAAUAUGAACACCUGUUUAACACUGUGAACGAGGGCAGGCCAGCGAAUCUGGGAGUUCCAGCGUGGCCUGCAUCGACCUGCGUCUGUGUCUUGUCUGCCCAGAGAUUUCUUCCAUAUCCCGGGGAGACGGCGGCCUGUUCCACCCCCUGGAAUCUAUGCAUCUCACCUUCAAGCCAUUGCUCCCCUUGCUCACCUUUUCCGCGGGGUGGGUGUGUCCCCUUUCUUUGCCUCCCCAUUCCAUUCUAGUCCAGGGAACGCAUUCAGCAUUUCUGUGUCGUCGUUGCUGUUUUGGGGCUGGCCCAACCAAGACAGGAAGGGGGGUGCGUGCGCAGCGGUGGGGGUCGGGUGGGGGUGGAGAGAAGUUUGAGGAAGAUCUGUUUGCCCCCCACACACCCACCCAGGGCCAUCCAGCGUCCUUUUCAGCAGGUCACCUCCCACCCACCCAGUACAGCCACCGGUGGGGAAGCCGUGGUGUUUGGCCAGUGGCCGAGCUCUCUGGGCAUGAGAUUGUUCUUGCUUGGCGCGAUUUGGGCGAUCUCCCGCGUCUGGGCGUGGCACCCCACUGGCACCCCAUCCCGUGUCUCGUUCCUUCACCUCGGCUCUCUCUCUCUUUUCCAUCUGGGGAAGGGUGAGGGUCGCCAGAAAGAAGCGGAAAAACUCCCCAGAGACACUCUGUGGAUCUUUCUCUUUGUUCUAUGUUGUAACUCAGUAAAAAGAAAGAAAGAAAUCUUUUUAAAUAA